Acanthochromis polyacanthus (spiny chromis) is the source of this 7156-nucleotide messenger RNA. Its product is annotated as potassium voltage-gated channel subfamily H member 5-like. Lineage: Eukaryota; Metazoa; Chordata; Actinopteri; Pomacentridae. Gene Ontology annotation, cellular component: membrane. The record is from RefSeq and is a predicted model, not a curated record. Gene Ontology annotation, molecular function: voltage-gated potassium channel activity. Gene Ontology annotation, biological process: potassium ion transmembrane transport; regulation of membrane potential.
CCAAACACCGAACAGCACCGAGCUCCGUCCGGAUCCUCCAGGAUGCAUGGGGGCAAGAGAGGGCUGGUGGCUCCGCAGAACACCUUCCUGGAAAACAUCGUCCGGCGCUCCAGCGAAACCAGCUUCCUUUUGGGAAACGCACAGAUCGUGCAGUGGCCGGUUGUUUACAGCAACGAUGGAUUCUGCAAGCUGUCUGGAUACCACAGAGCCGAGGUCAUGCACAGGAGCAGCACAUGCAAUUUCAUGUACGGUGAUCUGACGGAUAAGCAGACUAUAGACAGCAUCAGACAAACCUUUGACAGCUACGAGUCAAACUUCUACGAGGUGCUUCUCUAUACCAAAAAUAGAACACCGAUAUGGCUUUACAUGCAGGUCGCCCCAAUCAGAAACGAGAACGACAAGGUGGUGCUUUUCCUCUGCACCUUCAGGGACAUCACGCUUUUCAAACAGCCGAUCGAGGACGAAGCAACCAAAGGAUGGACAAAGUUUGCCAGACUGACUCGAGCUCUGACCAACAAUCGCAAUGUGGUGCAGCAGUUGGCUCCGCUGAACAAGACUGAGGUUAGCCACAAGCCGUCCAGGCUGGCCGAGGCUCUCCAGCUGGGAUCAGACAUCCUGCCUCAGUACAAACAGGAAGCACCUAAAACUCCUCCACACAUCAUCCUCCACUACUGCACCUUCAAGACCACAUGGGACUGGGUCAUCCUCAUCCUCACCUUCUACACGGCCAUCAUGGUGCCCUACAAUGUCUCCUUCAAGACCAAGCAGAACAACUUGGCCUGGCUGGUUGUGGACAGCGUGGUCGACGUCAUCUUUCUCAUAGACAUCGUGCUCAACUUCCACACCACCUUUGUGGGUCCAUCCGGAGAGGUGAUAUCAGAUGCCAAGCUGAUCAGGAUGAACUACAUGAAGACGUGGUUCGUCAUCGACCUGUUGUCCUGCCUGCCCUACGACAUCAUCAACGCCUUUGAACAUGUGGACGAGGACGUCCUCACUCACACCUCUUCAGCAAGUCAUCUUCGUGACUCUUCAAAUUUCCACAGAAACAGCACACGGAUCGAAGACUCUGUUCUCCCAGGUCUCAGCAGCCUCUUCAGCUCCCUGAAAGUGAUCCGUCUGCUUCGUCUGGGUCGAGUUGCCCGUAAGUUGGACCACUACCUGGAGUACGGAGCCGCCGUCCUGGUUCUGCUGGUUUGCGUCUUCGGCCUGGUGGCCCACUGGCUCGCCUGCAUCUGGUACAGCAUCGGGGACUAUGAGGUCAUCGAUGAGAACACCAACACCAUAAAGACUGACAGCUGGCUCUACCAGCUGGCCAUAAGCAUCGGCACUCCUUACCGCUACAAUGCCAGCGGUUCGGGCCAGUGGGAAGGAGGACCCAACAAGGACACUCUGUACAUUUCUUCUCUUUACUUCACCAUGACGAGUCUCACCACCAUCGGAUUUGGCAACAUUGCUCCAACGACAGAUGGAGAGAAGAUUUUCUCUGUGGCGAUGAUGAUGGUGGGCUCGCUUCUAUACGCAACCAUCUUUGGAAACGUCACCACCAUCUUCCAGCAGAUGUACACCAACACCAACCGCUACCACGAGAUGCUCAACAAUGUGCGCGACUUCCUCAAGCUUUAUCAGGUCCCCAAAGGUCUGAGCGAGAGGGUCAUGGACUUCAUCGUCUCCACCUGGGCCAUGUCGAAGGGCAUCGACACUGAUAGGGUUCUCUCCAUUUGUCCUAAAGACAUGCGAGCCGACAUCUGCGUCCACCUCAACAGGCAGGUGUUCAAUGACCACCCGGCGUUUCGUCUGGCCAGUGAUGGCUGCCUGCGCUCCCUGGCUGUGGAGUUUCAGACCACCCACUGUGCUCCCGGAGACCUCAUCUUUCACAUCGGAGAGAGUGUCGACACGCUCUGCUUCGUCGUCUCGGGUUCACUCGAGGUCAUCCAGGAUGAUGAGGUCAUCGCCAUACUAGGUAAAGGUGACGUGUUUGGAGACGUGUUCUGGAAAGAAACCACGCUGGCUCGAGCCUGCGCCAAUGUCCGAGCUCUGACUUACUGCGAUCUGCACGUCAUCAGGAGAGAAGCUCUGAUGAGGGUUCUGGAGUUUUACACAGCAUUCGCCAACUCGUUCUCCCGCAACCUCAUCCUCACCUGUAACCUACGGAAACGGGUAAUCUUCAGAAAGAUCGCCGAUGUGAAGCGGGAGCAGGAGCGCCAGAGGAGCGAGGUGACGCUCUCCAUUCCUGACGACCAUCCUGUUCGCAAGCUGUUCCAGAAGUUCAGGCAGCAGAGAGAAGCCCAGACACCGGGGGAGUCUCAAGCUUACUUCGAUCACAACUGUGUGCAGGUGGAACCACAGCACCACCAUCACCCCGAAUCAAACUCUUACACUCAGCCUGCAGCUUCUCAGCAGCAGUACAGUAACGGAGGAGGUGGAGGUGGAGGUGGAGGAAGCAACACGACUCCACCAGCUGAGAAGUCAGAGCAAAGCAGCAUACAAGAAGCAGUGGAGUCGAUAUCGAGGCCUUCUGUAGAGAGUCAGCCUCACCAGAAGGCCAACAGUCCUGCAAAGAGCAGCGGUGGAGGUUCAGACGGAGCUGCAGGUGGUGUUCCCAGAGUUGGCAGAGGUUGGGCAAAGUUCAGGAGCGCCACGUCUGCUGAGCCUCCACGUCCUGCUGUGGUGCAAGAAAAGCCGACACCGAAAGCAGAAGGCUGGCCGAAGGGAUCCCAGUCCUCAGAACUGUUUGCAGCCACCAACAAGAUCCAGGAGAUGGAGGAAGGUGGAGACUUGGGAGGCAAUGAGGGCGGGCAACGGGGAGGAGAGGAAACCAGCGCCAUGCACAAGACUGACUCCUGUGACAGCGGCAUCACCAAGAGCGACCUCCGCAUCGACCGGGCGGGAGAUUCAAGAAGCUCCUUUGAGCGAAGCCCGAUGGAGAAGAGCCCAUUGGAGAGGAAUCUGUUCGAGCACAGUCUGGGGGUUUACAGCGAGGUGUCCCUCAAACACUCCUUCGUGCAGCCGGUUUCUGAACAAGCGCUGCUUCAAACGACGCUGCAUGAAGCCAAGCUGGAGCUGAAAGGAGACAUUCAGAUACUGAGCAGUCGACUGUCGCUGCUCGAGUCACAAGUAAGCGAAAUCCUCCGGCUGCUGUCGGUAAAACGAAGACUGUCGCUGCCUCCGACUUCUUCACCAAAAGCCAGAGUGAAGAGUCCAGACACUGCCACAAGGCCUGAAACACCAAAAACAGACGAUGGGCCUUUUUGAAUUGAUCGAUUAAAUAAUGGAUCUAUUUAAGAACAGAAACUGAUUUAAAGAAGCAUCGUGCAUGUCCUGCUGCGCUAAACUCUUGACUGCAUGCAGAAGUUCUCUCAUGUCAAACUAGCACGACAAAACCCAGGAGUUUUCUAAUAGUUUUUGAUUGUGAGGCGCCCUGAUGGUCUUGUGUGUUCUACAUGUGAGAACGCCGAGAAGGAACAACUUAGAACAGUAAAAACAAUACAGACAGUAUUGCUGCCAGGAAGUUAGAUGAAGUCAAAGUAAGACUAUAACUCUAAAUGAUGAUGCUCUGAUGAAGGUGCUUGUUGAAACAUGUCAGCCUGAGGAAAACAUUCAGAUCAAGUUGUAUAUUUUCUAUUUUUUGUUAACCUGUCAUUCUCUUCCUUAACUUUGAUUUUUUUUUAAAAUUUUUUUUUUUUAUGUCAGUUAGCAGCUUUUACUUUGAACCUUUCUGUGUUGUUUUUGGUGCUAACCACCAAGGUUUACGGGUCAUACAAUUUACAGUUUACAUUUUCAUUUUGCAGACUGUUUGAUCCAAAGCGACAUACAUCUGAGAGUAGAUAUAAGGUCGGUAGAUGGGGCAGCUCUAAGGACUUUGCCCAAGAGUCCUCAUUGGACAACUGUACCCUGACUGGGAUUUGAACCAUUGAUUUUCCAUGCCAAAGUCGGGGGUGCUAGUCACCAUACUUAAAUAGGCUUUCAAAAUACUACACUCAUGAGAAUUUAUAUAAAAUUACUUAUGUCAAUUACAAGCAAUAUACUCUCAUAAACAAAGGUUUCUUUACUCUUGUAAAGGCCAUGUAUACCCUGACAGUCUUGAGUUCCCAAUUAAUCAUUGAAACAUGUAUCUUGUCACUAAAACAAUCAUGUAUUUUGGUUCUUCCAUAGAUUUAUUACAGUCUUUCUGGAUAUAUGACCAAAUCUGCUGGGUCAAAAAUAUACAUACACAUAGGCGUCAGUUUAGGGGGGGACGGUGGGGACGUGUCCCCCCCACUUUUUGUCAGGGGUCAUUUUGUCUCCAACACAUUCAAAUUCUUCACAUGUAAACCGUUGUAAACCCAGUUUAUUUUCAGCAGUAUAGAAAAUUCCGACGCUCCUGAACGCACCAUCCGCACUGGCCGAGAGUUGCACAGACAUGCAGCACACCUUCGUGAGGUCAAAAAAAAACGCGCAGAUGCUAAAUUUGCGCCCGUGCCAAGUGGAAGCUCCGACCAGAGGCAUGCAGGGGCAAAUUUCGGCCCGGGAGAAUUAGUAUUAUAGCGGCACACAGACCAUUUCACCUGCAUGUACUGAUAGCUCAGCAGGUUGUGCCUCUGCCUUUGGUGUGGUGAUUGUGAGUUCGAGCCCAGCUUGUAGCAUUUGCCGCCGUUCUUCGACAUUUUCUCAAAGUGCUGUGGUCUCCAUCCCCCCCACUUUUAAAAACAAACUGACGCCCUUGUACAUACAGCAAUGCUAAUAGUUAGUUAAAUGUCCUUUUGUCAUUUCACCUCAACCAGGCUCUUCUGGUAGCCAACCACAAGCUUCUGUUUCUAUCUUUGACCACUCUUCUUGACAGAACUUGUUUUUUCAUCACAGUCUAUGGGUCCUUGAUGGGGUUUAGGUCAGGACUUUAGAUAGACCAGUCUAAAACCAUAAUCCUAACCAGAUUUAGUCAUUUCUUUGCCAUGUUUGAUGUGUGCUUGGGGUCAUUGUCUUGUUGAAACUCAACUGUGUCCAAGACCCACCAUCUGGCUGAUGGUUCCAGGUUUUCCUGAACAAUGUGGAGGUAAUCCUCCCUCUUCAUUAUUCCAUUUAUUUUGUGUAAAGCACCAGUUCCACAAUAUAGUAUAGUAUAAUACUGCCUCCACCAUGCUUGACAGUUGGGUUAGUCAUCAUUCACUCUCCUCCAAACUGAUUUCUGGUCAUUGUCACCAAGUAGCUCAAUUUUUGUUUCCUCUCACUGAAGAACUUUCCUCCAGAAAGCCUUUUCUUCAUCUAUGUGAUCAACAGCGACCUUUAGUGGAACCUUAAUGUGCUGCUUCUGGAUUAAGGGCUUUUUUCUUACACAGUAGCCUCUCAGUUCACAGCAUAAAACACAUUUUACUGUGGACACACCAGUGUUCCAACAGCUUCUAAUUCAUUGCAUAUCUGCUUUUUGGUGAUUCUUUGAUUCUUGACCAUCGUGACCAAUUAUCUUUCAGCAGCAGGUGAUAGUUAGUGUUUUCUACCUGAUCAUGGCAGUGACACGACUGAAUCAUUCACUUCAUUGUUACAAACAGUUGAGGGGGUUAGAAACAGAGUGGUCUUACCCACAACAAAACUGAGUUUUAUGUCAUUUUUGUAAUAUUUUAUGGUCUAGAUUUUAGUGACAAAGUAGUCUAACCCACAACCCAAGUAUAGCGUCACAGUGGAAUGUUAGACCAUUCAUGAAAACACAAAAUUUUAAAUCAUUUGUCUCAAAAACUACAGAAAGUAGGUUAGACCACUCUGCUUCUAAACCCUUCAAUUGUUCGUCCAGUCAAUUUUAGGACAGUAGCUGCUUUGAAAUAGUUUCAAGGGACAUUCCUGUCUUGGUCACGUCAAUGAUUUGCUUUUUUCAGAGCUUUGCUGAGCUCCUCAGACAUUCCUACCGUAGUCUUUGUGGCCGAUGAGUGGAUCCACUCAAAUGCUGUAUUCAAUCACAUGACUGUUUUUGUGACAAAGUUACAGGAGUUGUCGGAAACUCAAGACUGUCAUGACUUACAUGACCUUUGCAAGAGUAUGUCAACUUUUCUUCGUGACUAUAGACAGCAUAUGUGCUAAAAUUGACCAUUUACAUCAAUUAAAGUACAAUGUUAGAAUUUGAUCAAUGGGUGACGGCAAUAACAUGGUGGAGAAGGUUCUGUUCAAACUAUGAAACACGAGGUACAUUUAUGGAAAGACACACACUCAAUAACAGAAGGCCCAGGUAGAAAGAAGACUGAGUAAUGGCACACAGCAGAUCUUUUUCUCUUUUUUUUUUAAACAGUGUUUACAUUUGCUUUCACCCACAAUUCCUGUUUUUUUUAUUACCAUCAGGUCAAAAAAGCUUGAACACCACAUAUGUAAUAUGUGCAUGCAAUAUAUGCAUCAUUUUCCUUUAAUAAAUAUUGAAAAUGGGUCCCAGAGAACCAAGCACCACAUAAGGGUUAAACAACUUUCACUUGCUGGUGUCUCUGAGAAAACUUAUAAUAUUGCACAGAUUUCCAAAUAUCAAACUUGUGACUCCCUUUAUCUUACAUAGACUUAUUAAUUGUCAGGUAUCUACACGUGCUUACAAUAGUAAAGCCUCACUGAGAGUUGUUUAGAUGAAAGACGAUCGACUCUUUGUUUUGUAGUUUAACUGUUGAGGAUAAUAUUUUCUCCUUUGAGUCGUUUUCUCUUUUAUGAACGGUUAAGAAACUAAACUUCCGAUGCACGAAAAUAGGAAUAGCAAUGCAGUUUAAUAUGACUUGUUAUCUUUUCUUCCUUAAAUGAUUUCUUUCCCUCGAACUAGGAUAUUUCAGCAGGUAAUUGCAACAAACUCAAUGCAUAUUCCUUCAUGUAAGUUUACCUCUUGCUCAGGUAUAUUUAUUUAAUAUUAAUAUUUAUUUCAGUAUGUGUAGAUAGUAGUAAUGCAUAUCAUGUUUUUAGAGCACAGUGUAUUUUAAAUGGUGGGUUUCUACACACCGCUAUGCAAAUCUAAAUGAAACGGCACUAAACUCUGUGAUGCAAACAGAAGAAUCUUCAUAUGUUUGGAUAAAAGUGUUAGUUUUCUGUGUGACUGCGACUCUUCUUAACUGUAAGGAUGUAAGCAUGUGACUGAGUAGCACAUCUAUUUUACGUUAGAUCUAAAAAUGACCUCGCAUGCGUCCGAGGGAACCUGUCAACUGUGAAAUGAAUAAUGAAAACUGAU